AUGUGUGUUGAACUCCACUUCGUUGCACUUCGUUACGUUCAACUGUUUAUAGAUUACAGUAGGUUUAUAGGUUACAGGUGUGUUGAACUCCACUUCGUUGCACUUCGUUACGUUCAACUGUUUAUAGAUUACAGUAGGUUCAUAGGUUACAGGUGUGUUGAACUCCACUUCGUUUCACUUCGUUACGUUCAACUGUUUAUAGAUUACAGUAGGUUCAUAGGUUACAGGUGUGUUGAACUCCACUUCGUUGCACUUCGUUACGUUCAACUGUUUAUAGAUUACAGUAGGUUUAUAGGUUACAGGUGUGUUGAACUCCACUUCGUUGCACUUCGUUACGUUCAACUGUUUAUAGAUUACAGUAGGUUCAUAAGUUACAGGUGUGUUGAACUUCACUUCGUUGCACUUCGUUACGUUCAACUGUUUAUAGAUUACAGUAGGUUCAUAGGUUACAGGUGUGUUGAACUCCACUUCGUUGCACUUCGUUACGUUCAACUGUUUAUAGAUUACAGUAGGUUCAUAGGUUACUGGUGUGUUGAACUUCACUUCGUUGCACUUCGUUACGUUCAACUGUUUAUAGAUUACAGUAGGUUCAUAGGUUACAGGUGUGUUAAACUCCACUUCGUUGCACUUCGUUUCGUUUAACUGUUUAUAGAUUACAGUAGGUUCAUAGGUUACAGGUGUGUUGAACUCCACUUCGUUUCACUUCGUUACGUUCAACUGUUUAUAGAUUACAGUAGGUUUAUAGGUUACAGGUGUGUUUAACUCCACUUCGUUGCACUUCGUUACGUUCAACUGUUUAUAGAUUACAGUAGGUUCAUAGGUUACAGGUGUGUUGAACUUCACUUCGUUGCACUUCGUUACGUUCAACUGUUUAUAGAUUACAGUAGGUUCAUAGGUUACAGGUGUGUUGAACUCCACUUCGUUGCACUUCGUUACGUUCAACUGUUUAUAGAUUACAGUAGGUUUAUAGGUUACAUGUGUGUUGAACUCCACUUCGUUGCACUUCGUUACGUUCAACUGUUUAUAGAUUACAGUAGGUUCAUAGGUUACAGGUGUGUUGAACUUCACUUCGUUGCACUUCGUUACGUUCAACUGUUUAUAGAUUACAGUAGGUUCAUAGGUUACAGGUGUGUUAAACUCCACUUCGUU
Messenger RNA from Chironomus riparius, 1149 nucleotides. The record is from the annotation of a GenBank genome assembly. NCBI's taxonomy places the organism in Eukaryota, Metazoa, Arthropoda, Insecta, Diptera, Chironomidae.